Pseudozyma hubeiensis SY62 is the source of this 1581-nucleotide messenger RNA. RefSeq lists its product as hypothetical. The coding region runs from base 1 to 1581 and encodes 526 amino acids. The transcript is spliced from 2 exons. Lineage: Eukaryota; Fungi; Basidiomycota; Ustilaginomycetes; Ustilaginales; Ustilaginaceae. The record is from RefSeq and is a predicted model, not a curated record.
AUGAACAAUCCUCCUCGUGAUGUUGCCGAUCGACUGCUCCGCCGGCUGCGAGAGCUGCAGGUGCCUUCCUGCAGCUUUGAUGAUGUCGAUGAGCUCCUGCAUCGAGUUGUAUUUGGCCGAGGAGACGACGCUGCGAAGAGCCUUUGCGGUCGCUUCGGAGACAGCUUCCGGGCCGGAAAUCUGACCUCGCCGAAGACGGAGGGAGAGGCUGAUGAUGAGUUUUUGGGAGGGUUUGUCCUUGAUGAUGGUUUCGAAGGGGGCUUGAUGGCCGACACCAAUAUGGAUGACAUAGAUGCAUCUUUCGACGACGCCUAUCGGACGAGCCGCAUCGAAGCAGGCGACGAUCCGAGCACGCUACCGAACCCGUACUCUCGACCAUCACUGACAGCAGGUGCGUCCAGAGGCCAGGCUGGCAGGAGCUCAAGCGCCAACGGCACGGCGGGAGGCUUCAUUGCAGAAACCAACGACACUGGAGGAGGCGGCGGCUUCGUUGUGGAUGACGAUGACGAUGGCGGUGGAGGGUUCAUCGUCGACGACGAGGACGACGACGAAGUAGCUCACGGAGCUGGUUUCAUGCCGGAAGACCAAGAUCGAGACGAAGCAUCGACGUCGUCCCCAUCCAUCACGAGACCUGCAACGAUCCCACUCAGUGCUAUACCCGAGGCGCUUUCGAACCUCGGUCUCGAUUCCAGCGAUCCGUCCGUGCUUUCCCUCUUCGCCGAGACAGCCUACACGCCCUCCUCUGCAUCCCGUCGAAGACUCGCACCAGGCGCCAAACCUGAAAAGGUGGUUGGCAGGCAAGAGUUUCAGCAAGUCGCAUUAGUACUGCUCGACGAGCUCCAGAGCCGCAAUGCGAAACGAAGCCAAGAGGAUGAGGAGGAGGAAGAGAGCGGUGGUCGUCGAAGACCUAGUCGGAGGGCUGCCGUUCGAGGGCGAAGGAAAGCGGCAGAGAUCGCGCAGGAGGAUGCCGAUGGAGGCGGAGGUUUCAUCGUCGAUGACGGGGAUGAUUCAGAGGAAGAUUUCGAGGUGUCUUCUCGGCGACGUGGAAACAAAGCCUUGGAUACAGGCUCGGAUCUGACGAGCGAGGAUGAAGCGUCCAUCCACGAUUCCAGGCGUCGACGUCGUCGUAACCCCGCAACUCCACCCUCCCCCAUCGACUCUGACUCAGAACACACUCCCAAACGUCAACGUCGUUCCCGCAACGCCCCCACCAUCCGCUCCACCACCCAUCUCAACCCGCUUCAACGCGACACCGCAUCCACCCUCUUCCAACUUCUCCUCGAUCGUCUCACCCCCUCUUCCUCUUCCUCAUCCUCCUCUACCCUUCCCCUCGCACAACGCAGAAUCGGAACCACGGAACUCACCACAAUCCUCUCAUCCUUAGGAGACAAACUCCCACCAAAGGAGAUCGAGGAGAUGAUCGAAGAGGGUGCCAAACUCUUCGCCCCCGCAACGGAGGAUGGUGGAGAGGCAAAGUCCAAUGCGGCGAUCAAGGGCGCUGCUGCCGCACAGGGAAUCACCGGCGCCAGUGUCGGGCUGGAUGAGUUUGCCGGCAUUCUCGUUCACAAUCGUCUUUUGUAA